UGCUCUCUGCUGGUUGCUAAGGUUAAUAAUAAGAUGGAUUAUGUAAUAUCAAUAAUAUUAAAUAGCUAAAGCAACUUAUGUAAUGAAAGUCAAAAAAGAAACUUCUUUGCUCAGCGUUUUGAUUCAAAGUCAAAGCAACAUCCUUCAUAGUCCUCCAUGUGAAAGCUUUCUUUACUUAUUAAUUGCACUUAAAUGAAGCUCUACACGCUUGCGGUUUAUUUAUUUGUUGUGAUGAAAAAUGACAGCAACUGCAAAAACUGAAGACAAAAGCAAUUGUUUUUCUGAAAUAUAUUGAAUAAUAUAAAUCAUGAAGCGUGCAGACUUCACCGUAAUUUUGAACGGACUGGAACUUGUUGCAAGAACAUUUAUCAGGAUAAAUGGGAGUAAAAUUGAUCACACAUGGCAAAACUCAAGCCUCAACAGUGUCUCUAAGUCUCUCAUUACUUCUGCAGAGGAAAAUCUUAGCACAGUAUUUACUUAUCCAGGCAAAAGUAAUCCUGUCAUCAAUAUCGCCACUGAAAUUAAAGAAAGAGGAUCAAUGGUUACAGAAUCUAUUAAGCAAUAUGCAGUUUACACUAUGACCAAUCAGAAGACAAUUCCCAAGUCAGAAGAGUUGAGCAUUGACCACCCAAUUAUUUAUGAAGAUCUUGUUCAAGCGAAGGCAGUUGGUCAUUCUGCUGAGAAAAUUGACUAUAUGCCAAAACAUAAUGUUGAAAGUUCUGAAAUGAAAACUGAGCAACAAUCUGAAAUUAAAUUAUCCACACCCAGUAAUAUCGCAACUAAUAGUGUUGAUUCAUCAUUCAAAGAAGUAAAUGUCAAAGACCAUGAUAUGGAAGCCUUUAAAAUGGCAAAUGUUCAAGAACCAAAGAUUCAAGUGACAAAACUUGGAAAUGACUUUAUCGCAGAAAAGUUAAAACCAAAUAUUGAAACAUCAUCAAACCAAAAACUACCAAAGACCCAUAAGCUUCAACGGUUAAGUGACAGAGCAAGAGAAAGAAAAGUGCCUUCAUCUCGCAUAAGUCGCCUCAUGUCCUAUGGAGGCCUUGCUGCUGGCAUGGGUUUAGGUGCAGUAGCAGAGAUGGCUAGAAGAACAUUUAAUCCUAAACUGGAAAAAGAUGCUGAUGCAAAUAAUCUUCUUUAUGACAAUCCGUUUCUGUCUGAAGCAAAUGCAAAUCGAAUUGUUGAUACUCUUUGUAAAGUUCGAGGAGCAGCUUUGAAACUAGGGCAGAUGUUGAGCAUUCAAGACAAUGCUAUGAUUAAUCCUCAGCUGGCCGCCAUUUUUGAACGGGUUCGCCAAUCUGCAGACUUCAUGCCCUCUUGGCAAAUGGAAAAAGUUCUUAGAAAUGAACUGGGAUUUGAUUGGCAAUCAAAAUUUUGUGAAUUUGAUCCUAAACCUUUUGCUGCUGCUUCAAUUGGACAAGUUCAUACUGCAAAAUUGCAGAAUGGCACUGAUAUUGCUAUAAAAAUUCAAUAUCCUGGCGUUGCUGAAGGUAUUGAAAGUGACAUAAAAAGUCUGAUGAGUAUCGUCAAUCUUUGGAAUAUCUUACCCAAAGCUUUGUAUUUGGAAAAUGUAAUGGCUGUGGCAAAACGAGAAUUGAAGAAAGAAGUGGAUUACCUUAAUGAAGCGAAAUCGGGUAAAAAAUUUAAAGAACUGCUCAAACCGUACCCUGAAUUUUAUGUACCAGAAGUUUAUGAAGAGCUAAGCACACCAAAUAUAUUAACAACUGAGUUAGUGUAUGGCACUGCUGUUGAUAAGAUAAAAGAUUGUGAUCAAGAAACAAGAAAUAAGGUUUGUGAAAACCUUCUAAAACUUUGUCUAAGAGAAGUAUUUAUAUUUCGUUUUAUGCAAACUGAUCCAAACUGGGCAAACUUUUUGUACAACUUUGAUACAGGCCAAAUCGUUUUGUUGGAUUUUGGGGCAUGUAAUGAGUACACAACUGAAUUUGUUGCCACAUACAUGAACAUAAUAAAAGCUGCUGCAGAUCAAGAUAGAAAUAAUGUGCUGCGGUAUUCUCAAGAGUUAGGUUUUCUCACGGGAUAUGAGACAAAGAUAAUGGAAGAAGCACACAUUGAUGCUGUCAUGAUAUUAGGAGAAGCAUUUGCUUGCAAGAAGCCAUUUAAUUUCCAGCAGCAAAAUAUGACUCAUAGAAUUCACGAGUUAGUUCCUAUUAUGUUAAAGCAUCGACUUACUCCUCCACCUGAUGAAACUUACUCUCUUCAUCGAAAGAUGUCAGGCAUUUUCUUACUGUGCACUAAGCUAGGUGCUGUAAUUGACUGUAGCAAACUAUUUGAUGAAGUAUAUGAACAGUAUAUUAAGCAGUAGAAGCUUUGAGGAUGUUUGAAUGUAGAGUUUCAUGUGUAAUCUAGUUUGUGUAAAUAAAUAAAUAAAAAUA
Molecule: messenger RNA, 2393 nt
Organism: Uloborus diversus
Lineage: Eukaryota; Metazoa; Arthropoda; Arachnida; Araneae; Uloboridae
Gene: Coq8
Product: atypical kinase COQ8B, mitochondrial-like
Exons: 13
Coding region: 308-2323 (671 amino acids)
Biological process (GO): ubiquinone biosynthetic process
Cellular component (GO): extrinsic component of mitochondrial inner membrane
Molecular function (GO): kinase activity
Source: RefSeq, a predicted model, not a curated record